AUGAUGGUGCGGUGCUGCUCAGCCGUGCGCAGAGCCCUGGCUCUCCUGGCGCUCCUGGGCCUCCUGUUUCCCAUCCGACAUGGGGCUUGCUCGGAGCUCGACGGGCGCGGCGGCGGCUCUGGAGACCAGGACGAGUCCCCGCGCUCAGGUGCACCCCCCCGGGGGGGCCUGCACAGACAAAGGCGCAGCUGGGUAUGGAACCAGUUCUUCGUGCUGGAGGAGUUCACGGGAAACGAGCCGCUUUACGUCGGAAAGCUCCACUCGGACAUGGACAAGGGCGACGGCAAGGUGAAGUACGUGCUGUCGGGCGAGGGCGCCACCUCCAUCUUCACCAUCGACGAGAACACGGGCGACAUCCACGCCACCAAGCGGCUGGAUCGGGAAGCGCAGGCCUACUACACGCUGCAGGCCCAAGCCGUGGACCGACUCAGCAACCUGCCUGUCGAGCCCCGCUCUGAGUUUGUGGUCAAAGUCCAGGACAUCAACGAUAACGAGCCCAAGUUCCUCGAUGGGCCCUACUUUGCUGGAGUGCCUGAGAUGUCACCCCUAGGAACCAUGGUGGCGCAAGUGGUGGCCACGGACGCCGACGACCCCACGUACGGGAACAGCGCCAGGGUGGUAUACAGCAUCGUGCACGGGCAACCCUACUUCUCCGUGGAGCCCAAGACAGGUGUCAUCAGGACGGCUUUGCCCAACAUGGACCGCGAGACCAGGGACCAGUACGUGCUGGUCAUCCAGGCCAAGGACAUGGUGGGCCAGAUGGGCGGGCUGUCCGGCACCACGUCCGUCACCGUCACGCUCACCGACGUCAACGACAACCCGCCUCGCUUCCCUCACAAGGUCAACCAGUACACCGUCCUGGAGUCGCUUCCCGUGCAGUCGGCGGUGGCCCGGAUCAAGGCGGCCGACGCCGACGUGGGCCCCAACGCCGAGAUGGACUACAGGAUCGUGGACGGGGACGGGCCCGGCGUCUUCAACAUCACCACUGACGAGAACACGCAGGAGGGCGUCCUUCUCCUUUUAAAGCCUCUGGACUUUGAAACCAAGAGCAGCUUCUCACUGCGCGUGGAGGCCACCAACAGGAACAUCGACUCCAACUUCCUGAACGUGGGUCCGUUCAGCGACACCACGUCGCUCAAGGUGACCGUGGAGGACGUGGACGAGGCGCCCGUCUUCGCCGCGCCAUUCAGCAGGAUGUCCGUCUCGGAGGACGCCCGCGUGGGCGCGUCCAUCGGGAGGGUGUCUGCGCACGACCCGGACACCUCCAACAACGGCAUCAGGUACUCCAUCGACCGCAACACGGACAUGGAGCGCUUCUUCAACGUGGACGCGCUGAGCGGCGUCAUCAGCACGGCCAAACCUCUGGACCGCGAGGCCAACUCCGUGCACAACCUCACCAUCCUGGCCAUCGAGAGCCAGGAUCCGAACCAAAUCGGCAAAGGCGUGGCCAUCAUCACCGUGCUGGACGUAAACGACAACGCGCCCGUCUUCGCCAUCGACUACGAGACCCUCCUCUGUGAAAACGCCAUGCCGGGCACGGUGAUCCAGACGGUCAGCGGCGUGGACAAGGACGAGCCUCAGAGCGGUCACCGCUUCUACUUCGCCUUGGAUGCCGCCGUUGCCGGAAACCUCAACUUCACCCUGCGGGAUAACAAAGAUAACACGGCGUCCGUUCUAACCAAGCGCGGCGGCUUCCGGAGGCGAGAGCAGCCCAUGUACCGGCUGCCCGUGCUGAUCGUGGACAGCGGCGGCCCGGCCCAGAGCAGCACCAACACGUUGUCGGUGCGCGUGUGCGAGUGCGACGCCGACGCCGUGCCGCUGUCGUGCGGCGCCGUGGCCUACACGGCCACCGGCCUGAGCACCGGCGCCCUCUUGGCUAUUUUGGGCUGCAUCCUCACGCUGCUGGGUAAGAAGCGUGCCCGACCUCGCGAAAAGGCAGAAGAAGAAGAAGUUCCGCUCAUCCUGGAGGAGGAGCGGGACAUCCGGGAGAACAUCGUCCGCUACGACGACGAGGGCGGAGGCGAGGAGGACACGGAGGCCUUCGACAUGGUCGCCCUGCGCAACCUCAACGUCAUCCGAGAUCCCGGCGCGCGGCGGGACGUCACGCCGGACACACCGACCUUCUUCCAGUACUCGUCGGCGACGGCGGCGACUCGUCCGGCUUACAAGUCGCUCCCCGACAACGUGGUGUUCCGCGAGUUCAUCUGGGAGCGGCUCAAGGACGCCGACGUGGAUCCCUCCGCCCCGCCUUACGACUCGCUGCAGACGUACGCCUUCGAGGGCAGCGGGUCGGUGGCCGACUCGCUCAGCUCGCUGGAGUCGCUCAGCACCGACUCGGACCAGAACUACGACUACCUCGGCAACUGGGGGCCGCGCUUCAAGAAGCUGGCCGACCUGUACGGCAACGCAGACGGUGCGGGAGCGGGCGGCGGAGGCGGAGGCGGCGCGGGCGGAGGCGGGGCCGUCUUCUCGUAGCCUUUGAACGUCGUCGUCGGGGGAGGAGGACACUGACGGACGGAUGAGAGAUUUAUUGUGAGACGAUUUAGUCUGGGAGAGAUACAAAGACAAGACGCGGGAAGUCGAGCGAAAGACUCUUCAAAAAGCUUUGGGUUUUGUUUACCUCCUGGGACGGAUCUGACUUCAAAUGUGUCGACUUUAAAGAUUUCUCUUUGGGCCUGCGGUGCAGACUCUGACUGCGCAAUGGGAAGCAGGUGGAGUGUUUCCACAUUGGCACGGGUUGUCAGUAACUGUCCUACCUGUGAUCCUUUGCGAUCUAAAAACAUGAAAGAUGUUCAAAAUCGGACCAAGUUUGUCUUCGGCAAAAGUUGAAUCGAGUCAACUGCACUCUUCAGUUGCCUCGAUUCAACUUGUGCGGAUCACCGUGACUUCGAUGACCAAGAAUCUUGACCCAGACAUACUUUACUCCCAAAAGGUUCGCAAUGUUCGGCUCGCAGGUGACAUUUCCGGAUCAACCUCUGAUGCACUGUAACAUUUCCAGUUACAGUUUUAAUUUGACCUUCUCUUCACGUGAAUGCCAAUAUUCAACUGUUCUUCAGUGUUUAUUUGCACAACUUGCUGUUCUCCGACAAGGAGUCGAACGCCAACAAUUCAACGGUUUUCUUUUUCUUUUUUGCAAAGAUGUCCACUUCGAUGCCUUUCUGUGACUCUUCCAGUCUCUCUGUAUGUCUGUCGCUACCUGCUGAUGAAACCCCGUGACACUCUACUGUUAAACUCAGUGGCCCCUUUUUUCAUCUGUCGAGAUUAUAGUGCAUUUUAGGUUGAUUCUGAAAUUUCACCAGGAAAGGCCAACAUUCGGAACUUUUUGUGAGUGGUGUCGUUUUGUCUAAUUUUUUUAAAUCGGCGGUGUG
This is a messenger RNA of Phycodurus eques (leafy seadragon), 3368 nucleotides long. Its product is annotated as cadherin-7-like. Bases 1 to 2475 code for a protein of 824 amino acids. Gene Ontology annotation, biological process: adherens junction organization; cell morphogenesis; calcium-dependent cell-cell adhesion. The record is from RefSeq and is a predicted model, not a curated record. Gene Ontology annotation, molecular function: calcium ion binding; cadherin binding. NCBI's taxonomy places the organism in Eukaryota, Metazoa, Chordata, Actinopteri, Syngnathiformes, Syngnathidae. The transcript is spliced from 12 exons. Gene Ontology annotation, cellular component: catenin complex; adherens junction; plasma membrane.